Colletotrichum higginsianum IMI 349063 is the source of this 1272-nucleotide messenger RNA. RefSeq names its product Mandelate racemase/muconate lactonizing enzyme domain-containing protein. The record is from RefSeq and is a predicted model, not a curated record. The transcript has a single exon. NCBI's taxonomy places the organism in Eukaryota, Fungi, Ascomycota, Sordariomycetes, Glomerellales, Glomerellaceae. The coding region runs from base 1 to 1272 and encodes 423 amino acids.
AUGCUUCAACGAGGUUUUAUCCGGGAUAUCGUCAUCACGCCAGUGGCGUUCCAUGACAUGCCUUUGCUGAAUAGCGUCGGUGUUCACGAACCGUUCGCCCUCCGCAGCAUCAUCGAGGUCGUCACGGAUGACGGAUACGGGCUAGGCGAGUCCUACGGCGACUCAACUCAUCUCGGUCGUCUGCAACUGGCCGCCGAUCGCAUCAAGGGUCUUUCGGUAUACAACACGAACUCAAUAUACCAGAUCUGUGUCGACUCCCUCGUGGGCGACUCCAGCACGGGCGGCGACGGCAUGGCUGGCAUGGUGACCACAGCCUCCGUUGUUGAUAAAGUCUUCUCUCCCUUCGAAGUCGCAUGCCUCGACAUCCAGGGCAAGCUGGCGGGCGUCCCCGUGAGCGACCUCCUCGGCGGCCGCGUCAGAGACAACGUCCAGUACUCUGCAUACCUGUUUUACAAGUGGGCAGGCCACCCCGGAGAGGCGGAUGACGAGUACGGCGCGGCGCUGGACCCCGCUGGCAUCGUAAAGCAAGCCCGGAAGAUUAUAGACGAAUACGGCUUCAAGGCCAUCAAACUCAAAGGAGGCGUCUACCCUCCUGCAGAGGAGGUCAAGGCCAUCAAGGCACUGCACGCAGCGUUCCCCGCCGUGCCGUUGAGGCUGGAUCCCAAUGCCGCAUGGACGGUCGACACCUCCAAGUGGGUGGCCAAGGAGCUCGAGGGCAUAGUCGAGUACCUGGAAGACCCGGCGCCGGAAAUCGAGGGCAUGGCCGCCGUGGCCAAAGAGGCCUCGAUGCCGCUGGCGACGAACAUGGCCGUCGUCGCCUUCUCCCACCUCCCGCCUUCUAUCUUGCAGGACGCCGUCCAGGUGAUCCUCUCCGACCAUCACUUCUGGGGCGGCCUGCGCAAGUCCCAGACGCUGGCCGGCAUCUGCGCGACCUGGGGCAUGAGGCUCUCGAUGCACUCCAACAGCCACCUGGGCAUCUCGCUCGCCGCCAUGACGCACCUGGCGUCGGCGACGCCCAACCUGGACUACGCUUGCGAUACCCACUGGCCGUGGAAGCGUCGCGACGAGGAUGUCGUCGUCAACGGGGCCUUGAAGUGGGCCGACGGCGGCCUCAAUGUUCCGACUGCCCCUGGCCUGGGGGUUGAGCUCGACAGGGAGAAGUUGGCGCGUCUGCAUCAACAGUACCUGGACUGCGGGUUGCGGAAACGGGACGACACUACCUAUAUGAAGAGGUUUCAGCCAGACUUUUCAGCCAAGAUUCCCAAAUGGUGA